Molecule: messenger RNA, 2776 nt
Organism: Ictidomys tridecemlineatus (thirteen-lined ground squirrel)
Lineage: Eukaryota; Metazoa; Chordata; Mammalia; Rodentia; Sciuridae
Gene: Jmjd4
Product: jumonji domain containing 4
Biological process (GO): positive regulation of translational termination; protein hydroxylation
Cellular component (GO): nucleus; cytoplasm
Molecular function (GO): sequence-specific DNA binding; 2-oxoglutarate-dependent dioxygenase activity
Source: RefSeq, a predicted model, not a curated record
GGAACGCGGCGCCACCGAAUCUUGGUUCCGGCCCCUGUCUUGCAGUUUCCACCUCGCGGAGAUCUGGGCGACUUCUCUGCCUCUGCUUUCCUUGGGGAGUGUAAGUCCGAGCCUGGACCUCCGCCGCAGCCGAUGGACCGCGAGACGCGCGCCUUUGCCGAGCAGCACUUUCGGGACCUCGGGGGCCAGCUCUAUGGCGGCGGCGGGCAGGCGCCGAGCGGAGUGGCCUUCAUCAAGGAACCCGCCACCUUCUCCUACGCCGACUUCGUGAAGGCAUUCCUCCUGCCCAACCGGCCCUGCGUGUUCUCCAGCGCCUUCACCGAGAACUGGGGCAGCCGGCGGCGCUGGGUGACGCCCGAGGGGAAGCCCGACUUCGAGUAUUUGCUGCAGAAGUACGGAGAUGUGGUUGUACCAGUUGCCAACUGUGGGGUCCAGGAGUACAACUCGAACCCCAAAGAGCACAUGCCCCUCCGCGAGUAUAUCAGCUACUGGCUGGAGUAUGUCCAGAGGGGCUGCUCCUCACCCCGGGGCUGCCUCUAUCUCAAGGACUGGCACGUGUGCAGGGACUCAUCUGCAGAGGACUUGGGGGACGUGUUCACCUUGCCUGUGUACUUCUCCUCUGACUGGCUGAAUGAGUUCUGGGAUGCCCUGGAUGUGGAUGACUACCGCUUCGUCUAUGCAGGGCCCCCGGGCACCUGGUCACCCUUCCAUGCUGACAUCUUCCGCUCCUUCAGCUGGUCCGCCAACAUCUGCGGGAGGAAGAAGUGGUUAUUCUUUCCACCGGGGCAGGAGGAGGCGCUGCGAGACUGCCAUGGUAGCCUGCCCUAUGAUGUGACUUCCCCCAAACUCUUGGACACACGCCUGCACCCUAUGCUCCAGCACAGCAGCCCACCUCUCGAAGUCACACAGGAGGCUGGCGAAGUGGUUUUUGUGCCCAGUGGGUGGCACCACCAAGUGCACAAUCUGGAUGACACCAUUUCCAUCAACCACAAUUGGGUCAAUGGCUGCAACCUGGCCAACAUGUGGCACUUCCUGCAGCAGGAGCUCCGGGCUGUACAGCAGGAGGUCCAUGAAUGGAGGGACUCCAUGCCUGACUGGCAUCACCACUGCCAGGUCAUCAUGAGAUCCUGCUCAGGGAUCAAUUUUGAAGAAUUUUACCACUUCCUCAAGGUCAUCGCUGAGAGGAGACUUCUUGUCCUAGGGCAGGGGUCGGAAGCAGCUCAAGAGGAAAACAUAGGCCUAGGGCUGGGCUUCCAGCAGGCUGCAUUUGAUGUUGGCCGUCUUGCAGAGGUGCUGGCCUCUGUGGUCAUACACCCUGACUUCCAGAGAGUGGACACCAGCACAUUUUCCCCAGGGCCUGAGGAGCUGCUGUGUCAGCUACAGGAUGCUGUGGCUGCUACUACCACCCUGUAGUUCCUGUGGGAGUUCACACGGGGGCACCAGCACAGGGUAGCCUUCUCCUCCAGGACUUUCUUGGAAUACAAGCCAUCCUCAUCUUUAUGGCCUGGGGUGUGAUCUUGCUGAGCAGAAGCAACCUCCUGGAAGGUCUGAUGUGGCCAUCUCCCCAAGGUCUUGACUAUGGGUCUGGGGAGGCCCAGCCACAAUGAGAGCACAAUACUCUGAGAUAGGCUGGGGGGUAUCCCUCCAACUUGCCUGUAGCAAAGUCUGCCAGGAACUUGGAUGGUGGCCAUGUGAGCAGGUUUCCGUGGAUCUCCCAGCACCUCCUAGUGAAGCCUGGGCUGCUAAGUGAUGAGUGUCCCAUCUGUCUGCCUUAGGGUCUCCCCUUUCUGACCUGGCCCAUCCCAUCCCCUGAUUCCUGGGACACAUGCAGUAAGCCUCCCUCCAUUCCAGCCUUACCCUCUGGCUGUGCUUCAGGGGCUCCUAUCUCCAGCGAGGCCAGGAGUUGGGCACUGAGUGACAGGUUGAAGCCAGCUUCUUGAGCUGGUCAUCAUUCACCAUGUCCAGAGGCAAAGGGUUAGGUGGCUGAGAAACCAGGCACUGGCCCAGCCAAGUGCCCAGAGUGGAGGAUGUGAUGCAGGAGGAGGGCUUUCCUUUUCCAUAGCACCUCUGAGAGGCCUGGGCUGUGGUGCCUGCCCAGUCCCGCCCACAGACUGCCCUGGUAGGGUUGGGCUGCAAACAGAGCAGGAGCUGAGGGAACACCUCUCCAUGGCUCCCUCUGGUAGUCCAGGAGCCUGACACAGUCCUCUGUUCCUGGGCCCUGGCGGGGUGGUGCUGGCUCUGUUUAUCAUAUUCACUGCAAAUGGUAGGUGCUUUCUGUGCAUGGAGAAGGGGAACAGGCAAGCCACCCGACCUGGCCCACAUGGCCCUCCAAUACCCUGUGUCUGGCCACCUGUUGUCCACUCUGUGAUCUCUUUCCUGGUGCUUUUCUUGGGAGUGCUGGGCAUACCUGAGGGCAGAGGAGUGAGAUCAGUGUGACCCAGUUGCUCUCUCUGGGCCUUGGCCUUGGCCCAGACAUGUGUGUACAUAGGGCUGGAAUGGAAUGGACUCACAGGGCCCCCCCAGAGCCCCAACUCACUCCACAGGGCACCUGGGACCCCCAGCUCUGCUAAGCCUCAGCCCCUCCCUUGUGACACAGCCUCUCACAAUCUCAGGUGUUCCCAUCAGAACUGGGAAGGAUGUGUCUGCCCAAGAGGGCAGCAGAACACAUCUUAGACACUACCUGCUGUGAUGUCCAGUGGGAUUGGAAUAGCCUCAUCUAGAAUGGAAGCCCAGGAGAGCAGGGACUUGUUUUGUCCAAUAAAUUAUCACAUAGUAA